Messenger RNA from Paraglomus occultum, 654 nucleotides. The record is from the annotation of a GenBank genome assembly. Lineage: Eukaryota; Fungi; Glomeromycota; Glomeromycetes; Paraglomerales; Paraglomeraceae.
AUGUUCAUUCUUUCGACUUUUCGUGACACAUUAACAAUAAUUCCCAAGGACUUUCGAAAAAGCAAACUCGAAGCUCUUUCAGACGAAAUAAACAAAAAGUACGCGAAUAAGAGACCGACAAUACAACACGACAGUAACCAACUCAAAAAGGUCGUUCAUGAUGUAGGUCUAUGCGUGUGCUUGCAUGACAUAAUUGAUACCAGCGAAGAAUUUGUUCAUUAUGGUGAUGGUUCAAGUUACGUCAAGGUGAAAUUUCGAAUGGUAGUUUUUCGCCCAUUUAUUGGGGAGCUUCUAGUUGGGAAAAUAAAAACUUGUACUCCUGAAGGCGUUCGAGUAUCAAUAGACUUUUUCGACGACAUCCAUAUUCCCUCCAUGCUACUAAAACACCAAUCGGUCUUUGAUCAAAGUGAACAAGCGUGGGUGUGGCAUUACGAACCCGGUCUGUUAUUAUGGAUGGAAGUUGACGACCUCGUUCGCUUCCGUGUUGUCGGUGAAGCAUUUACUGACAUUACGCCAAUGAGUGCACCUAGAUCUCGUGGUGGCUUACUUGAUACGAAUUUAGCCGGAAAUUCCGCCCAGAUACCGCCAUAUCAGCUGAGAUGCAGUAUACAAGAAGACGGAUUGGGUCCUCUCGCUUGGUGGCAAGAUCAAUAG